UCCCCAUAGGUGGUGUGUGAGCUGAGCCAGUGCGCCCCGAGGAGAGAGAAAGCCGAACUGAAACUUCUCACUCGCAGUAAGAGAGAGAGAGCGGUGAAGAGAGAGAUAGUGCCAGAUGCUCUGCGGAUGGGGAAAACUGAGCAGCAAAACCUGCAGCGGCGGCCGGGGGGCGAGCACGACGCGCGGGGGGAUGGCGGUUCGUCGCGAUUCUUCUGCGAGAGAUGUUCGGUGGGGCUCCGCCGGGUCGCGGGCGAGUUCAGCCUCAGAUGCGUCUUCGUCUUGGUGCUGGGCCUCGCCGUUUUCCUGUCGGGAAUCUUCUGGGUUCUCCCCCUACGUGGUGCGCGAUCCGGUUUCGAUGUGAAAGACGCGGUUAAGCUCAGUGCCACAGUUCAGGUAUCUUUUAGGCUGGAAAAGCCAGUUUCCGAGAUUGUUAUGCGUAUUGGAAGGUUAGAAUAUGACAUCUACAGUGAAAUUGGUGUUCCAGAUACAAAGGUGGCAGUAUUAUCGGCACACAAAUCAGGCUCAACUAACUAUACUGAUGUGGUGUUUGGCGUUCUGUCUGACCAAAUGAAUGUUCCAAUUAAUCAAGUGUCACUAAGUGUUCUGAGAUCGUAUUUGAUUGAUCUCUUCCUCCGGCAGACUAAUCUAACUGUUACAGCAUCUCUUUUUGGGCAACCAUCUGAGCUUCAGAUUUUGAAGUUUCCCGGGGGAAUUACUGUGAACCCAAUGCAAUCUGCUUCAAUUUGGCAGAUACCCCAGAUCCUAUUUAAUUUUACUCUCUACCAGUCUAUAAGGGAGAUACAGGAGAAUUUUCUUGAGUUCAAGGAACAGCUGAAAUACGGAUUGCGUCUAAGGUCUUAUGAGAAUGUAUAUGCACAAGUUACGAAUAUGGAGGGUUCAACAGUUGCUUCCUUUGUCACAAUUGAGGCUUCCAUUACUUCUGAUUUGGGGAGUCUUCUACCGCAGAGGUUAAAGCAAUUAGCCCAAAUAAUCUCAGGAUCUCCUGAAAAUCUCGGUCUUAAUAAUACAGUUUUUGGCAAUGUGAAAGGUGUCAGCUUGUCAUCUUAUUUGAAGCGUACCCUUACUUCUGGCCCUCCUACACCUUCUCCAGCUCCAUCGCCCGGGUUUGUGCCAUCAGCUUCCCCAUAUAUCUCUCCUUCUUAUUCCCCAGCUCCCUCACCUAACCUGCAUCCAGUUCCACGUUGCCGUAAAUGUGAGAUCUCUGUAUAUUUUGGCUACUUUUUUAUCUCAAGUCCUCGAAAGAUGGGUCCUAUGUCAGGUCUCACAGCAGAUUGUACAUGUGGUGGGAGCACAAUCGCUCCAGCCACCUCACCUUUUCAUUCUAGUCCAGCUCAAACUCCGACCGCUCUAUCUCCUGCACCUGCUUCGCAUUCACCUUUUGUGUCUCCAACAUCACAACAUUCGCCAUCUUUCUCGCCAGCACCAACGGUGUCCAUUGCCUCCCCGCCAGUUGAGGAUAAAGGAUUCGGAGAAGGCCUUGUAUCCCCUUCUCUUGCGCCACUUCAAUCAUCUUUUGCGGUGCCUCUCUCUCCAGAUAUGUGGUUGCUGGUAUACUCUACAUUUCUGAUUAAUCUGCUGGGUUGGUUGAGUUCAUAAAUCUGUUAAACAUGUGUUCAGAGGGAAGAAAGAUGAGGACAUUGUCAUUUUGUCAAUGUGCUAUCGACCAGUUUUGUUCUCCUUCGAGAAGUUGAAGAAGUGUCUUCUUUUCUUGGGCAAUCCAAUCAAGGUAAAUCGGUCAAAGCCGAAAAAAGGUGGCGGGCCGCUCAUCUAUUCUCUGUUAUGGUGUAACAUUUUAUUUUCAGAGGGAAACGUGGCUCGAGGGUAAUUUUGUGAAUAGGUGAGGAACAUAGGUUGCAGGUUCCAAAGGGAACUUUAAUCACGUCGAUGCAAUUGUAAAAAUUAACCCAAGGCUCCUUUUGGGCAUCUGCAAUGCAGGGCAGAAGCUAUUGCCAUAAAAGAAAAGAAAUGGAAUACUCAAAAGUACUAUUUAAUAUGGAAAAUGAUAGUGGAAAGAAUGCCAUUGUUAAACUUACGCAUCCUCUUGAA
This is a messenger RNA of Rhodamnia argentea, 2067 nucleotides long. RefSeq lists its product as uncharacterized. The record is from RefSeq and is a predicted model, not a curated record. The transcript has 5 exons. NCBI's taxonomy places the organism in Eukaryota, Viridiplantae, Streptophyta, Magnoliopsida, Myrtales, Myrtaceae. Bases 127 to 1617 code for a protein of 496 amino acids.